AGAAAAACUAGGUCAGUAGUGCGGCAGUCAUGACAGAGGGGAGAAAGUAGGUCACAGACUGAGUACCGUAUAUCCCUGUUUUUGAAACAGAGGGUUCUAUCAUUGAAUGGAGAUGGCCUAGCUGAUUUAUCUAAUAGCAAUUGCAAAUAGAUGGAAGGAAAUUCCAGAAGCUGGAAUGAACAUUUGUGAUUGUCUAAUGGCAGACCAAAGAAUGGACAUUACCUCUACAAUGAAUGAGUUCAUGUCCCCCAGCGACCUGAUCAGCAGCUCCGUCAACACCCCAGGCAUGGACUACACCCGCAAGAGAAAGGGCAGCACCUCCGACUACCAAAUUGAUGGAUUUUCUUUCGAGGAGUGUGGUGAUCACCAGGGCCGGAUAAAAAAUGCCAGGGAGGCACACAGUCAGGUUGAGAAGCGGCGCAGGGAUAAGAUGAACAGCUUCAUAGACGAGCUGGCUGCACUAGUCCCUACCUGCAACGCUAUGUCCCACAAGCUGGACAAACUCACAGUCCUACGCAUGGCUGUCCAGCAUAUGAAGACAUUAAGAGGAGCAGCAAACCCUUACACAGAGGCGAACUACAAGCCGUCUUUCCUGACCGAUGAUGAACUGAAGCACUUAAUAUUGAGGGCUGCUGACGGCUUUCUGGUUGUUGUUGGAUGUGAUCGUGGGAAGAUCCUUUUUGUCUCGGAGUCAGUUUACAAGAUCCUCAACUAUUGCCAGAAUGACCUAAUUGGCCAGAGUCUGUUUGAUUACCUGCAUCCUAAAGACAUUGCCAAAGUCAAGGAGCAACUGUCGUCAUCGGAUACAGCACCUCGGGAGCGGCUCAUUGAUGCCAAAACCGGUCUACCAGUUAAGACAGACAUCACCCCUGGGCCAUCUCGACUGUGGUCCGGGGCCAGACGCUCGUUCUUCUGCCGAAUGAAGUGUAACCGGCCCUAUGUCAAAACAGAGGACAAGGACUUCCCCUCCACCUGCUCCAAAAAGAAAGUGCUGCAGAUGAGAGAAAAGAUCAACACAAACUGUUAUAAGUUCAAGAUUAAAGAUGGCUCCUUCAUCACUCUGCGAAGUCGCUGGUUCAGUUUCAUGAAUCCUUGGACCAAAGAGGUGGAGUACAUAGUCUCCACAAACACAGUGGUCUCGUGCAGUAUGCUGGAUGGUGCAGACUCCAGCUAUCCUCAGUCUGCCGUCUCUCCCACUGCCUCUAUGGAUGGUGUGCUGACGUCAGAAGGUGGAGGGAGACGGGCCCUUCAGACAGUGCCAGGCAUCCCCGGGGGAACACGUGCAGGUGCCAGUAAGAUCGGUCGCAUGAUCGCAGAGGUGGUGGAGACUCAGAGGACCAAAAGCUCGACCCCCUCCACCUGUGGCUCCAGCCCCCUGAACAUCAGCACCCCUCCUCCAGACUGCUCUCCAGGGGGCAAGAGAAUUCAAAAUGGAACGCCAGACCUUCCGUCAGCAGGGAUGCUACCAGGAGGACCCGACACCGUUGGAUACCCAUACUCCAACCAGUCUAUUAUGAGUGACAACUCGCACCUCAGCAUUGACGAACCAGGCUCCAGUAAUGACGAGGCAGCCAUGGCUGUGAUCAUGAGUCUCCUGGAGGCUGAUGCAGGCAUCGGUGGCCCUGUAGACUUCAGUGACUUACCCUGGCCCUUGUGAGGACAGCCCCAGCAGGGCUGUUGGAAUCCUUGGCCUAAGGCCCAGAGAACCCUGAAUUGACCAUGCAGUCAUAACAGGAACCAUGCUACUAUAGGGCUCAUUGGAGCCAAGAGCGGGACAGGACCCCUCAGUGUACCUGAUUGGCACUCUUCCAUUGACAUUCCCCACAGGAUGAUUCAGUUAGAAUGCAGGAAAAUAUACAUUGAAAAUGCUACCAGGGAUGUCUUGUUUUGAUGCUUUUACACUACAAUGGUUGGAUAUCCCCAUUGACAAAUGUAAUGAAUACAUGGUAUCAGCAGUAAAAUAUUUUUUAAAUUGAA
Oncorhynchus gorbuscha (pink salmon) is the source of this 1977-nucleotide messenger RNA. Its product is annotated as aryl hydrocarbon receptor nuclear translocator-like protein 1. Gene Ontology annotation, biological process: regulation of transcription by RNA polymerase II; circadian rhythm. NCBI's taxonomy places the organism in Eukaryota, Metazoa, Chordata, Actinopteri, Salmoniformes, Salmonidae. The record is from RefSeq and is a predicted model, not a curated record. Gene Ontology annotation, cellular component: aryl hydrocarbon receptor complex; transcription regulator complex; cytoplasm. The transcript has 16 exons. Gene Ontology annotation, molecular function: protein dimerization activity; RNA polymerase II cis-regulatory region sequence-specific DNA binding; DNA-binding transcription factor activity, RNA polymerase II-specific. Bases 176 to 1657 code for a protein of 493 amino acids.